Molecule: messenger RNA, 4228 nt
Organism: Paramuricea clavata
Lineage: Eukaryota; Metazoa; Cnidaria; Anthozoa; Malacalcyonacea; Plexauridae
Source: the annotation of a GenBank genome assembly
CGAUUUCAAUUAAGGUUGUCCCCGAGGAAAGCGGAAAAGUUGAAUACGAGUGCAAAAGGCUUUUGGGAAUUUCCAGCAGCCUUUAUCGCUCGUAUUCGACUUUUCGACUUUGUUCGUGGACAACUUGCAUUGGAAUAGCUGUAUGCAUUUGUUUUCGCAGAGAUCACUCGCUGAUUAUAUUCGCUCAUUGUGAAAACAAAUUAACGCGCCCAAAAAUAAAACGUGCCAGCAAGAAAUUUCCAUAAAAGGAACCUCUAUGCAUGACGCAAUGACGACUGCUUUUUCUCCCCAAAACAAUAUCGUUUCAAGUAAAUAAAAUAACUUGGACUUUCUCACAUAGAAUUUGUAAUCGCAGUAGAUAAAAAAAACGGAACAUGCCACACGCGCGCAACACAACAGCUACAUGGCGGAUGAAAGCAUGAAAACAGUUUGAUCCUUGCCAAUUUAAAUCGGCCUAAAACCUCGCGCAAAUCGGCAAUGCACGUGCAAAGUGUAAUGUAGUCACGUCAUGUCUCGUGAUGGAAUAUAUAUUUGGGUAUCAGAAGGGAGACCACGUGUAGAAAAUAGGUUUUGAUAUUGAAGGCAAUAAAAGUACAUUUUUAUACUGUACAACUUGUACUAAAAGAGAUACAUUAUAUUUGGCGACGAGUUUAUUUUAAUGCUGAACCCAAACGAAGAAGAAGUGAACACAGAAGAAAUCUCGAUGGCCACAACUUUGGAUUUAAAACCACCACCUCCGUUUGAUGCAGAGGGUGAUAAUUCCUCGCUAGCCCAACGCUGGAAAGAAUGGCGAGAACGUUUUAAUAUGUAUACAGUAGCUGCCAACAUCAAGGAUGAUGCACAGAAACGCGCAGUGUUAUUGCAUGUAGCUGUCCCGUCGGUUCAUAAAAUAUUCAAAACACUACAAGACACCGGGACAGAUUUCAAAACAGCUCUAGAGAAGAUUGACGAAUAUUUUCAGCCACAAAAGAACGUAAUAUAUGAACGCUAUGUGUUUAAACAGACACAUCCAACGCCUGGAGAAUCGGUAGAUAGCUACAUAACUCGUCUACGUACACUAUUCGAAACGUGUGAAUUCGAAAGCGCCUGUACUAUUGAACAACAUGUACAAUUAGAGCCAACACAAACAAAUAUAUAUGCAUAUAAUGCCGUUCAGCCCUUGCCAUUGCUCGGAAAGUGACGUUUAGCGGUUGAAUCGAAUGGAAAGCGUACAAUAUCGACGUUUUAUGUUGUCAACGGCAAAGCGGGAUCACUUCUCGGUAAUGAAACAGCCGCAGAGUUAGGCAUUUUAAAAAUAAAAGUUAACGAAGUCUCUAAAUUUCAUAGCAUGAAAACAACCGGAAGUCGAGGUAGGAAUGAAAUCAACACCGGAAGCCACUCAAACGGAAGUGACGCGAACAGUCAAAGUGACUCCGGAAAUCGAGAAAUAAGGGACAGAAAUAGCAUGAAAAACAUUGACAUUAAUACACAGAAAAUUUUAGAUAAAUUUCCAGAACUCUCUGACGGAAUAGGGUGUUUGCAAAAUUAUGAACAGUCAUUGCAUGUUGAUCGUACAGUUACCCCUAUUGCACAACGCCCUCGGAGAGUCCCUUUCCAUUUACGAAAGCAAGUUUCAGAUAAACUAGAAGAAUUACAAAGUCUCGAUAUUAUUGAACCUGCCGAAGGACCUACUUCAUGGGUAUCACCCAUAGUAGCUGCUCCCAAACCACACAAUUCAGAUGAAAUCAGAUUAUGCGGAGAUUACCGUAGAACAAAUCAGGCAUUGUUAAGGGAGAGACAUCCAAUCCCAACAGUUGAUGAGUUAAUGGAAGAAAUGUCUGGUGCUGUCGUGUUUUCUAAGCUAGACCUCAAAGCAGGAUACCAUCAGAUAGUCCUAGAAGAGAACUCGCGUAACAUUACCACUUUUUGUACACACAAGGGGUUGUUUCGGUAUAAGCGCCUGCCAUUUGGUCUGUCAUGUGCUUCAGAAGUAUUCCAAAAUGCAAUACAGCAAGCGCUCCAAGGUCUACACGGCGUACGAAAUAUCGCAGACGAUAUUAUUGUAUGGGGUAAAACCCAAACCCAGCAUGACAAGAAUUUAGAAGCACUGUUACAGCGAUUAGUUGUCAAGAAACUUACAUUAAACCUGGAGAAAUGCAAGUUUAAUCAACCGUCACUUUGGUUCUAUGGCUACAUUCUGUCAAAGGACGGACUGUCAGCAGAUCCAAAGAAAGUCGAGGCAAUUAAAAAUUUCUAAACACCAGCAGAUGUCAGCCAACUACGCGGUUUCUUAGGUCUGGCCAAUUACUGUUCACGAUUUAUUAAGGACUUCUCCACUCUAACAGCCCCUCUACGUGAAUUAAUAACCAAAUCGUGCAAAUGGUCUUGGUCAACUAUGCAUGAGAAAGCUUUCAUCAAAGUUAAAAAUGCUAUUGCUUCGGACUGUACGAUGGCAUUUUAGGAUCCAAAUCGACCUACAAAAUUGACAGUCGAUGCAAAACCUGUCGGACUUGGUGCAGUAUUAGCCCAAACACAAGAAAAUGGGCAAGAUCGCUGCAUAGCGUAUGCUAGUCGUUCCCUAACGCCUGUGGAAGCUCGCUACUCGCAGACCGAAAAAGAGGCAUUGGCUGCAGUGUGGGGUGGUGAACGUUUUCAUCUUUACCUUGUUGGAACACAAUUUGACCUCAUCACUGACCACAAACCAUUGGAAGUCAUUUACAGCCCAAAGUCCAAACCGCCACUCCGGAUAGAACGUUGGUUACUACGAUUGCAACAAUACAAGUUUAAUAUCAAGUAUCGACCAGGUAGCAGCAACCCAGCUGACGUGUUGUCUCGACAACCUUUAUUCACCAACUACAAGUCAAGUACCAUAGCGGAGAAAUAUGUCAAUUUCAUCCAAAGUCACUCGGUUCCUAAAUCUCUCACGCUCGAUGAGAUUCGUAUCGCAACGUUAAAUGAUCCUGAACUGCAGAGAGUAACUAGCGCAGUAAAGGAAGAUCGAUGGAACAAAACAGGUAGUUGUUUAAGUCCAUAUCGUAAUCAGCACGAACAGUUGACAGUUUCGGAAUGUGGAGUUGUACUACGAAAUUCACAGAUCGUUAUCCCAAAGAGUUUCCGUAGUCGUGUCCUUUCUAUCGCUCAUGAAGGACAUCAAGGGAUAGUUAAAACCAAAAUGCUUGUACGCAGUAAAGUAUGGUGGCCUGGUAUUGACAAGCAAGUGGAGCAAAUGGUUAAAGAAUGUAUACCCUGCAAAGCAGCAGUACACCAGUCACCAAAAUGUCAACCACCCCUGAAUAUGACAAAGUUACCUCCACAUCCUUGGCACACACUUAAUGCAGAUUUCUGUGGUCCAUUCCCAAAUGGCGAGAAAUUGUUGGUCGUGAUUGACGCCUAUUCCAGAUAUCCAGAAGUUGAAGUGAUGCAAAGCACGACAACCACGGUUGUGAUUUCCAAACUCCAAAGAAUCUUUGCCCGACAUGGAUAUCCCGAAGAAUUGAUAACCGAUAACGGACCCCCGUUCAAUGCGGUUGAGUUCACCGAAUAUCUAGCUGCACAUGGAGUCCAUCACCGCCGAAUCACACCUUAUUGGCCUCAAGCCAACGGUGAGGCAGAGCGAUUCAUGAAAACAGUAACAAAAGCAAUCCGUACUGCUCAUUCGGAAGGAAAAAGAUGGCAAAGUGAAUUAGAUCUUUUUCUUCUCAACUACAGAUCCACACCUCAUUCUACGACACACACUAGUCCAGCUGAACUUUUGUUCAAUCGCUCAAUUAGAAAUAAGCUUCCUAGUUUCUCAUCCCUACAACACAAUGAUGGCCCUGUGGAACACCACGUUGUUCGAGAUAAGGAGGAAAAGGAGAAAAUGAAAGUCCAUGCUGAUAGAAGAAACAACGCGAAAGAAAGUCAGUUGAAAGUUGGUGAUUACGUGCUAAUGCAAGUCCCGAAGGACAAUAAGUUAUCAAUGCCUUUCAAUCCAAAACCAUUUAAAGUGAUUGAAAUCAAAGGCAACAUGGUAACAGCUCGUAAUACAGAGCGCACCGUAACCCGGAAUGUAUCGUGUUUCAAAUGUCUCACAAAUUACAAGAACGCAAGUGAGGAAGACCAGAAUGAUGAAGAAGACGAUUUUGACGACGGCAUAGUAGAAAACCAGCAACCAACAAUAGUUGAAGAGCAACAACAAGAUCUACCAGAUCUACAACGAAGGUAUUGUCUUAGACAAAAUCGAAGACCACCGGACUUUUAUAGAAGUUAG